AUGGUUUUACUCUUUAUCGUCGCUAUUUUAUCUUCAAAUAAGGUUCAAUGUCGAAAUGUUCAUGGAAAUAUGGAAGGUAUGCCAUUAUCUCAAUUUGAUUAUCUUCGAUUUGGAUAUGGAAAUAUGAUUAAUGAGAAUAGCAAUGAAGAUCAAGAUGAAAAUCCUAAAGAAUAUAUUCAUACGAAACGAAAAAGUGAACUAUUAUCAUCUUUAUAUGGUUUACCAUAUGCUCUUGUCGGAAAACGAAAUACGAAAUAA
This is a messenger RNA of Rotaria sp. Silwood1, 258 nucleotides long. NCBI's taxonomy places the organism in Eukaryota, Metazoa, Rotifera, Eurotatoria, Philodinida, Philodinidae. The record is from the annotation of a GenBank genome assembly.